Molecule: messenger RNA, 1379 nt
Organism: Dinoponera quadriceps
Lineage: Eukaryota; Metazoa; Arthropoda; Insecta; Hymenoptera; Formicidae
Gene: Tpx-3
Product: peroxiredoxin
Exons: 3
Coding region: 155-883 (242 amino acids)
Biological process (GO): cell redox homeostasis; cellular response to stress; hydrogen peroxide catabolic process
Cellular component (GO): cytosol; mitochondrion
Molecular function (GO): thioredoxin peroxidase activity
Source: RefSeq, a predicted model, not a curated record
AACUUACCGGCUGUUGGGUCUGCACACGCGACUCGUGCGUCAACGAGAGUGGUUGGCGAAACUCAUCUAGCAUCUACAUUCCUCGGUUCUACGAUUGAACACGUUCCACGAACAAUUGUAUAGCAAAUCUUGCGAAUAUUUUUCGUUAAUUACGAUGUUCCGAUUACUCACGUCAUUGGGCCCACAAGGUAGAAAAUUGGUUGCCACUGGAACCAGUUCACUGGUAAGGACAAACAAUACGGUGCUGGCAGAAUGCAUUCGUAAUUUCACAGCGACUUCAAGACUGUUUGGCAAUUGGCCACAGAUCCAAAAACCUGCACCAGAGUUCUGCGGCACUGCGGUGGUUAAGGGCGACUUUAAAGAAAUCAAGUUAAGCGACUACAAGGGGAAAUAUGUUGUUCUGUUUUUCUAUCCGUUAGAUUUCACGUUUGUCUGUCCAACAGAGAUUAUAGCAUUUAGUGAGAAGGUCAAAGACUUCGAAGCUCUCGAUACACAGGUGAUUGGAGUGUCAACAGACUCGCAUUUCAGUCACUUGGCAUGGAUCAACACACCAAGGAAGCAAGGUGGUCUUGGAGGAGAUUUGGGUUAUCCUCUGCUGAGUGACUUCAACAAGGAGAUAUCAGCCAAGUACAAUGUCUUGCUGCAAGACUCCGGAAUCGCGCUCAGGGGUCUCUUCAUCAUCGACAAAGAGGGAGUACUUCGACAGCUUAGCGUCAAUGAUCUUCCAGUGGGCAGAAGCGUCGAGGAGACGUUGAGGUUGAUCAAAGCUUUCCAGUUUGUCGAGAAGCACGGAGAGGUAUGCCCUGCAAACUGGCAGCCGGAAAGCAAAACCAUCAAACCGAAUCCGAAGGGCAGCAAGGAGUACUUCGAAUCGGUUAACUGAGCGUGUGUACUUAGCGAUUUUAUCUAAGCCGUACAUAAUGAUAGUUUGUAAUGCGACAUAAUAUAGCUGAUGCAGUACACAAUAUAAAAUCAUAGGACCGAUAUUUUUAUUGAUUAUAUAUAAUCAAUAAAAAAUAUCGGCCCUAUGAUUAUAUAUAUAUAUAUAUAUAUAUAUAUAUAUAAUUAUUAUAUAUAAAGUUAGUAAAAUCUAUAAGACGUGUCAAUGUUAUACUUUUUAUGUGCAUAAUAUAUUUGUGCUAUUGUGAGAAUGUAUGUAUGGCGAGUUUAAGCGGGGGACUGUAAAGGACACGUGAGCGUGUCGGUGACACAGGCAGCUUAAGAGUCGGGAUGCUGAGCGAAUGGCCGAAAGGAAAGAGCAAUCUCGUGUUGGUUAAUUUGAUUCUUUUUUCUGUGCGGUAGAGAACCGUGAGAAGUUUCACGUCGGAUUGUUUUCUACAUCGAAUGUAAUCCUUAAUAUAUUUUUAUAAUACAACGUA